Molecule: messenger RNA, 828 nt
Organism: Prorocentrum cordatum
Lineage: Eukaryota; Dinophyceae; Prorocentrales; Prorocentraceae
Source: the annotation of a GenBank genome assembly
GAGUACGACGGCCGUGCAAAGACUUGGGGGCGCAUUCAUCUCAACAUGGUCGACUACGCGCAAGCACUGAAGAAUAUCGACAUGCCGACGCAGCGCCGCAAGGACAUCGAGCCAACGGUUACGCCAAACGAGGCCACCCAACUUCGAGCAGUCCUAGGACAACUUAUGUGGUUGGCGACUCAAGGAGUACCUCUGAUUUGCGCAGAGCUGCCCUCGCUGCUGGCGCACACGAACACGGCCACCAUCAACGCGCUCUUGCAGGCCAACAAGCUGAUCCAGAGAGCGAAGAUAGAGGCCCAGAAGAAGCUGAUCAUGGAGAAGCAUCUCAACCCUUGCACCGUUGGGCAUUCGGAUGCCGCCUGGGAUGUUCGACGAGAUGGUCCGUCACAGGGGGGCUUCCUGAUCUUCGUGACGGACUACAGCCUGAUGCAGAAUAAAGAAGCGCCGAUUUCACUGAUAGCGUGGGCGCCAGCCAAGUUACCUCGAGCGUGCCGGAGUUCGAGUGCGGCAGAAGUACAAGCAGCAAGCGAGGCGCAGGAGGAGCUGGAAUUCUGCAGACUGGCACUGGGCGAACUGCUACUGGGAGCGACACCUCUGCAGCAGUGGGCGACCGGAUGUGCGAAGAUUCCAGGAGCUCUAGUAGUGGACUGCCGCGGCGUGUUCGAUGCGUUGGACAAGUCGGAGAGCAGCGCGCUAGGCAUGAAGGACAAGAGGAGUGCACCGGAGGCCCUGGCUCUGGAAAGAGGCAUGGCGGCGACAACAACUUCGUUGAGGUGGUGUCACAGCGGCGCGCAGCUAUGCGAUUGCAUGACGAAGAACUCCGAGAAG